CGAACGACGUUUUGUAUGCCAUACCACUGAGAGAUGUCAGGUACUCAACGUCAGUCGCAGGUCACGGGUGGAGGUCCACCCUACCGUUCAAACACUGCAGGCUUAGGCGGAAAACCCGAACUGAUCCCUGAUGUGCCGAUCAGCGCGGUCUUUCUCGCUCUCUAUCUCAUCUUCGGUGUGAUCCAUAUCAAGAUCUUCAAGAACAACAAGGGUCGUGGGCACAAGUUCGUCUUCAAUGGCGCCAUUCUUGGUCUUUGCAAAAUCCGAAUCAUCACCAUGUCCUUGCGGAUAGCAUGGGCCUGUCAUCCAAAGAACAUUGGCCUAGCCAUAACAGCCAACGUCUUCGUCUAUGUCGGCACUAUAAUCCUGUACAUGGUUGACUGGUUUUUCGUUCAACGAAUUGUUCGCGGGCAACACGCGCGGAUCGGAUGGUCGACACCAUAUCGCAUUUUCCAUCGAGGAGCCCUUGCAUGUCUAGUAAUCAUGCUAUUCAUGCUGAUGACUGCAUCAAUCUGGCAAUCCUUUACCCUUAACUCUGAAAAGCUGCGAAUCUUUCACGCCAUUUUCGUCACUGCUCAGACGUACUUCACGGUCUUUUGUCUUGCACCGGCAGUCCUAGUCCUUCUUUCGUUCACCAUUCCGCGGACGGAAGUGGAGAAGUUUGGGGCCGGUCGCCUGGGGAUCAACAUCAUUAUCCUUCUUAUUGCCGUCGCGGUACUAUCUGUUGGUCAGAUUUUCCGCUGUGUCUUGGCUUGGCUUCCGUCCACUCCUUUGCGGAAUGCUCAAGGUCAGCCCGUCGACACGCCUUGGUAUCUGCAUAAGGCUUGCUUCUAUGUGUUCAAUUUCGUCACGGAGAUCAUCGUCAUCAUCAUGUUCGCUCUGGUCCGCGUCGAUCUACGCUUCUACAUUCCAAAUGGAUCGAGGAUAGCAGGCGAUUACUCCGGGCGUAACAGCCGUUACACUGUCAAUACCAUCGACAGCGAGAAGGAUCUUACCCAGGCGGGUGGUGUGUCAAUGACGCAUCAGAACAACUCCAGUCAGACUCUGCACCAAUACCAGACAUCCGUGUUCGAAGACACCCACACACUAGCCGACUCGCUGAAGUACGGCUCAUCAACUUUGGAAGUGGAUAAAAAGACAGGCAACUGGAAGGUCAAACGCGUGUCAACCGAGUCGACAAGCGCGCGGAACAGCCUCCACUCCUCCAGGGGGUCAGCAGUAUCCCAUCACGAUCGGAAAUCUCUCGUCAACGGCGACAUUCCACCCGUCCCAGAUAUUCCUACACAGUGGCCUCUUCCGGACUCUGCGCCACCACACAGCUCAAAGCCCGUCUUGGAACACCCCAACCCGCAGUCAAGAAGAGGCACCCCAAAGCGAACUUUCGAGAUCGAAGGCCACCACCUCAAUGACUUCGACAUAGGCGACGCCGUCACAGACGCCUUGACGAAACUAGAGCAAAACAGCGACAAGAAUAAACUGCACCCACCAACGCCGCCACCUCACUACAACUGCUGUACAGCGCCUAUCGAAGUCUACAAACCUACCUUACCAGGCAAAAACGAGAAACAACCCGCAACAUGCCCAACGUGCCGCAACCACUCAACAGACCCGUCAAACUCCACCCUCAGCUCCACCCAGCAAAACAACGACCCGCAAAGCUCCUCCAGCUCCGACACAACAAAUGCAUCCACCCAACCCGACGCACCGAAACGCCCUCAGACUCCGACGCAGAUGCCACAACAAGCCACAGCGGCAUUGACCUCGCAUCCAACAAGGCAGCAGCAGCAGCAGCAGCAGUCCAGUAGUAGCGGUACACGCUCUGUUUCCGAUUCUGCCGCCGUCACACAUGCGUCUUCGUCGUGGUAUCGUAGUAGUGGUAGUACGUCGAGCUCAGCAGACGCAAGGGACUACGCGUCAGCGCAUGAGGAGGAGGUUAAGCGCGUGAGUUUUGACUCGGCGCCCGCGCUUGUUUCGCCGAUUCGGGAGAUGAAGCCUCAGCGCGGGAGUUUGAUGAGGUCAUGACUCUUUUUGUCUUUUUCGUAUAUGGAAGGGUGUACAAACUGGGAUUUGUGAGAGGUGUUUUGUUUCGGCGUUUUCUUUGUCGGGAGAGGAGUGGAGAGGUGAGGGCAUGAAUGAGAUAGCGUGUUUUCCUGUAUAUACGAG
Cucurbitaria berberidis CBS 394.84 is the source of this 2163-nucleotide messenger RNA. RefSeq lists its product as uncharacterized. The record is from RefSeq and is a predicted model, not a curated record. The transcript is spliced from 3 exons. Bases 34 to 2022 code for a protein of 662 amino acids. NCBI's taxonomy places the organism in Eukaryota, Fungi, Ascomycota, Dothideomycetes, Pleosporales, Cucurbitariaceae.